Drosophila albomicans is the source of this 1802-nucleotide messenger RNA. Its product is annotated as probable cytochrome P450 12a5, mitochondrial. Gene Ontology annotation, molecular function: heme binding; oxidoreductase activity, acting on paired donors, with incorporation or reduction of molecular oxygen; monooxygenase activity. Bases 27 to 1661 code for a protein of 544 amino acids. NCBI's taxonomy places the organism in Eukaryota, Metazoa, Arthropoda, Insecta, Diptera, Drosophilidae. The transcript is spliced from 4 exons. The record is from RefSeq and is a predicted model, not a curated record.
ACGAGCGCAGAACGAGUCUUGUCAAAAUGCUGAUAAUACGCAAUUGUAUGAGCAUUAUAAAUAGACAGAGAACGGGCGUCGCUUUAUUCGCAAAUGGAAACGCACAAAAUCGCUCUCAAAGUAGUACUAACGCUGAAGUUAAGGAACAAAGGGUAACAAGAGACGAUGUCGAGUGGCAAAAUGCUCGCUCCUUCGAUAGUAUUCCAGCCGCCAGUGGAUUAUCUCUUAUCUAUAACAUGGCGUUCCCUGGUGGAAAAUAUAAGAACAUGGACUUGACACAACUGGUAUUGGGUAUGCGUAACGACUACGGUGAAUUCUUUAGAAUGCCAAAAAUUUUCGGAAGCGAUGCCAUGGUGAUUACAUAUAAUCCAAAAGAUUUUGAAGCCGUCUAUCGGCAUGAAGGCAUAUGGCCGCACCGACCCGGCAGCGAUACUUUGAGGUAUCAUAGAGAGUCAUAUCGAAAAGACUUCUACAAAGGUGUAGAAGGUCUGAUUCCUAGUCAAGGAAAAUCCUGGGGCGAAUUUCGCAGUAUUGUGAAUCCAGUGCUGAUGCAGCCCAAGAAUGUGCGACUGUACUACAAGAAAAUGUCGCAAGUGAACUGUGAAUUUGUCGAACGGAUCAAGACCAUUCGAGAUGCGACUAAUCAAGAAGUGCCGCAUAACUUCAUUGAGGACAUUAAUCGAUGGACUUUGGAAUCUGUGUCUGUUGUGGCAUUAGAUAAACAGCUGGGCCUUCUCAAGGAAUCCGAUAAAAGCGACAAUGUUAUGUUGCUUUUUAAGAGCUUAGAUGAAUUUUUCACAUAUGCCGGCGACCUGGAAGUUAAACCUUCUUUAUGGCGUUAUGUUCAAACACCCAUGAAGAAAAAGCUAAUGAAUGCAUAUGAUAACAUACAGAAGGUGACGUUGGAGUUUGUAAAUGAGGCUCUGGUUCGUCUUGAGGCUGAAGAAAAUAAGGGAAUUGUUAGGGCAGAGAACGAAAAGAGUGUCCUCGAAAAGUUGCUGAAGAUAGACAAGAAGGUUGCCACAAUUAUGGCAAUGGACAUGUUGAUGGCUGGCGUUGAUACAACUUCGAGUACAUUUGCUGCUGCAAUGUUGUGCAUUGCGACUAAUCCAGUGAAGCAGGACAAGUUAAGGGAAGAGGUAAUGCGUGUGCUACCCAACAAAGACUCGGAAUUUACGGAAGAUUCUAUGAAAAACGUGCCUUACUUACGUGCCUGCAUUAAGGAAUCACAGCGAAUGUAUCCUCUUGUGAUAGGCCACGCCCGGACUACCAAUCGAGACUGUGUUCUCAGUGGUCACAAGGUGCCAGCAGGCACAUUUGUGUCGAUGAUGCCCUUGAGCAUGCUAAGUAAUGAUGAAUACUUUCCAAAAGCAUCAGAGUUUUUGCCUGAACGCUGGCUGCGAAGUGAUGCAUCCACGUCCAAAUGUCCGGCUAAUCCGUUAAAAACUACAAAUCCAUUUGUAUUUUUACCAUUCGGAUUUGGGCCUCGUAUGUGCGUGGGUAAGAGAAUUGUGGACAUGGAACUAGAGCUCGGUAUUGCUCGGAUUAUUCGAAACUUCAAGGUUGAGUUCAACCAUUCAAGAGAAAAUGCUUUUAGAUCAGUGCUGAUCAAUAAGCCUAAUAUUCCACUAAGAUUUAAGUUUACGGACUUGGACCAUUGAUGUGAUAUGUGAGUUUAAAAAUAAAAGUUUGUCUAUACAUAAAUAUAUUCAAUAAUACAAUGAUUAAAUAUUUAAAGUGAAAUAAUGUUAUGUCAAUGUGAUCUAUGAUAUUAUUACAAUUUAUGUAAAUUUAUAUGUUCA